Messenger RNA from Calliphora vicina (urban bluebottle blowfly), 975 nucleotides. Its product is annotated as glutathione S-transferase 1-like. NCBI's taxonomy places the organism in Eukaryota, Metazoa, Arthropoda, Insecta, Diptera, Calliphoridae. The record is from RefSeq and is a predicted model, not a curated record. Bases 121 to 756 code for a protein of 211 amino acids. Gene Ontology annotation, molecular function: glutathione transferase activity. Gene Ontology annotation, biological process: glutathione metabolic process. The transcript has 2 exons.
AAUUUUUAAUCUCCUAGCGAUAAGAAAAGUCAAGCAACUUGUUAUAAGUCUAUGGAAAAUAUUGAAAAUAAAACAUUUUAACCACUCACUAGCAAAGCAGCACUGCAAAAGAUACAGAUCAUGGAUUUCUACUACUUGCCGCCCUCACCUCCCUGCCGUGCCGUUGAUAUGUGUGCCAAGGCAGUGGGUGUUGUCUUGAAUAAGAAACUGAUGAAUGUUGCGGCUGGCGAACAAAUGGAUCCAGCUUAUACUAAAAUAAAUCCCCAACACACCAUACCCACCAUAGUGGAUGGUGAUUUUGUCUUAUGGGAAUCUAGACCCAUUCUAAUUUAUUUGGCUGAGAAAUAUGACAAAUCGGGAUCACUUUACCCCAAGGUACCCAAGGUAAAGGCCUUGAUCAAUCAACGUCUUUACUUCGACAUGGGAGUGUUCUUCAAGAGUUUUGUGGAUUAUUAUGUACCCAUCUUUAUGAAAAAUCAACCCGCCGACCCUGAAAAGUUCAAACCAGUCGAGGAGGCCUUUAACCAUUUAGAAACCUUCUUGACCGCCAAAUUAUAUGCUGCCGAUACUGACACCUACAGCAUUGCCGACAUAGCCCUAGUCGCCACCAUGACCAAUUACGAAGCUGCAGGCUUUGACUAUAGCAAAUAUCCAAAUGUGGCUAAAUGGUACGAUAACUGUAAACAGGUUAUACCUGGUUAUGCUGAAAAUGUGGUGGACUGCAAAGAUUUGAAAUACUUCCAACCUAAACAGUAACAUUUGAACAGAAAAAAAUAUAUAUUUGAUGCUGCCAUACAAUAGAGAUUAAAGAAAUAGAAAAGAAAAUAGUUUUCUUAUAUUAAGAAACGAAACUAACAAAAAACACACACGAAAAGUGCAAUAAAAUGUAACUCAAGUUUCUCUUUUUUUUAUAUUGAAUAAAUAUGUGAAGUAGAAAAAGAAAAAAAAAACUUAAACGAAAAAAUGUAUUUAAAA